UUGAUUCAUUCAGGAUGAGAAGUUGCCCCUCGUGGAUGGUAAUUUGGUGCGAUCUGGCCAAAAUGAAAAUUCAUCGCAUCUGAAGAAUUUCACCACACCUGAUAUGUCUGAAGAAGAAAACGUUUAGCUGUCAAAGAUAUGGAUGGGCCUGAAGAGGAGAGACUGUGUGGGAAAUGGACGGUUGGCUGUGGUUUGUACAGUUACAACUUGAGGGAUGUCUUCACAUGGCGUCUGCUGAAGACCGUAGUCAUGGGGCAGGUCUUGUCCCUGCUGAUCUGUGGGACAGCUGUGAGCUGUGAGUACCUGGCCCGCGCUGAGGUGAAUACGCCCAUGCUGCAGAGCUUCCUCAACUACGCCCUGCUGCUGCUCAUCUAUACGACCAUCCUUAGCCUCCGCAAAGUUUCUACAGGUGACAGGAACAUUCUACAGAUUUUAAGAACCGAAUGGUGGAAAUAUUUGGUGAUGGGUCUGGCAGAUGUGGAGGCAAACUAUGCAGUUGUGAAAGCCUACCAGUUAACCACCCUGACAAGUAUACAGCUGCUGGACUGCUUUGUGAUCCCGGUGCUGAUGGUGCUUUCCUGGUUCCUUCUGAAGACUCGCUACAGGCUGGUCCACUUCGUAGCUGUGAUUGUGUGUUUGUUGGGGGUAGGAGCCAUGGUAGGGGCCGACAUUCUGGCUGGAAGAGACCAGGGAUCCACCAGUGAUGUCAUACUCGGAGACAGUUUGGUCCUGCUCAGUGCUGUCCUCUAUGCUGUAUCCAAUGUGUGCCAAGAGUACACGGUGAAGAACUUGAGCCGAGUCGAAUUUCUGGGCAUGAUGGGCCUCUUUGGGACCCUCAUCAGUGGCAUACAGCUAGCUGUUCUGGAAACUCAUGCAGUGGCGGAAAUAAAGUGGGACUUCAGCAUUUCCAUGCUGUUUGCAGUCUUUGUCGUGUGUAUGUUCGGACUGUACAGCUUCAUGCCUGUAGUGGUGAAGAUGACCAGCGCUACUGCUGUCAACCUCUCUCUGCUCACCGCCGAUCUCUUCAGCCUCUUCUGCGGCAUCUUCCUCUUCCAGUACACAUUUUCGACCCUCUACAUCGUCUCAUUUGUCGUCAUUACCGUGGGUUUUGUUAUGUUCAACACCGUACCCACAUACUCUGCUUUACCGGAGUCCAGCUCCAGUGAGGAAGACGCUGAUGAAGUGGUUGCUGAUCACACAGCUGAAAACUCCUCAGACUACUUAUUGUUGGCAGACAGAGACACUCCGGGAACUGAGACACUCACAGCAGUCGCUGCACUGUGACUGAAACAGACUGAAGAUCGAAGAAGGCCUUUCUGUUGUUAGGGAGGCAGCUAAAGACCGCAACACUAAGCGCUGUCCGUGGGUGAUUAUUCUUUCUUCCAUUAUAGGUCCGUGGCCAAAUGUCAGUUUGACGAAGACUCAGUUUUACAUUGUUACAGAAGAACACAUUUUCUUGUACUUGAUUAGAAAGUUUACAUGUUUUGAUAUAUUGAAAAUGCAGUUGUAUGACAUCACAUUCUUUGUGUUGGUUAACAGUAUAGACUGGCACAUUUUUUCAUUCCUAUUUUUUUCAUUUUUCAAGAGAUAUUUCUUUACUAACAGGGAGCAAAUAUCACCCAUAUCCAUGACGGCACCUAAACACAAACAGUGCGCCAAUAUGACUGCUAUUUAUUGUCUCAAAACUGAUCAGUUACUUGUCUAUCCUUUCUCAUUUUUUAUAUAAUAUUAAUAUAUUUGAAAAUUUACAAAAUGCAUGAGCAACACUGACCUAUCACAAAGUUGUAUUUCACGUAUGUUGCCUAUAGUGCUGUUACAAAGUACCAAAUCUACUGUAAAUCAUAUUGCCAUAAAAGUCAAGCAUGUUAACAUGCAGCUGUUUCACAUUUUUACUAUUAAAUGCACUUUUAUUUUGUC
Molecule: messenger RNA, 1917 nt
Organism: Micropterus salmoides (largemouth bass)
Lineage: Eukaryota; Metazoa; Chordata; Actinopteri; Centrarchiformes; Centrarchidae
Product: solute carrier family 35 member F2-like
Exons: 9
Coding region: 139-1284 (381 amino acids)
Biological process (GO): transmembrane transport
Cellular component (GO): membrane
Molecular function (GO): transmembrane transporter activity
Source: RefSeq, a predicted model, not a curated record